Messenger RNA from Salvia hispanica, 1604 nucleotides. RefSeq lists its product as uncharacterized. Lineage: Eukaryota; Viridiplantae; Streptophyta; Magnoliopsida; Lamiales; Lamiaceae. The record is from RefSeq and is a predicted model, not a curated record.
GUUCUCUUCUAGAGAGAGAAAUACAGAGAGGGAGGGAAGUAGUCCUGUAAAUUAAACUUACAUAAAAAGGAGAUAAGUUGGGUUGCCAGAAAUGCCCUUCUGCAACACCCCAAAAAUCCCAAUCUUCAUCAUCAACUUCAAACAACAAUGUUUUUAUUUUGGCGCAAAUUAUGUGGGCUUUUUCGGUCAGAAUUUUUUCACAGGAAAGCAAAGAAAGAACCUUCGCCCCAAUUUUCUCUCUCAUUUCCUCUCCUAUCUAUCUAUCUCUAUCUUUUCCAUUUUUUUCUUUUUCUACAAACAAACCCACCUCUCUUUAUUGCCUUUUCACCAAUCUUCCAUCCCCCUCUCUGCAUCAAAUACCCUCCACACGCCUAAUUUCAUAUUAAUUUCGUAUUAAUUUCCCCCGAUCUUGUUCAAGAUCGCAGCUUUUUCUGUGAUCGAAUGUCUAGGAAGAGUAAAGGGGCGGUUUUGGAUCCGUAUGGAAUUGGGGGCGCCAAGGCUAGGCUCAAGUUUCAGGCUCUUAUGCAGGACUAUCACGAGCUCGAAAAGGAGGCUGAUGUUAUGAGAAGCAAAUUGGAUAUGGUGAAAGAGAGAAAGCUGAUGCUCGCAGCUGAAGUUCGGUUUCUACGGAAAAGGCAUAGGUACCUUGUGAAGACGAAGGAUGCGAAUUCACUACAAGAACAAAGUCUUGUACAGGCGCCAAACCUACUAAAGCGUGCUAAAAUCACAAAGCAACAGCUUCUGAUUGGAAAAGAAGCGAGUCAGCAUAGAUUGUCUUUAGCUCCAGAGCCCAUCUCGAAGAAGAAACUAGUUGCUCUGCCUGAUACAUUUCCAAUCAGUGAUCAGCCUCGCAAGAAAAAAUCAUACAGCAGGAAGGGACAUGGUAUUCCACCACCGGUUUUCGAUUUGGACCACAAAGGAGUAAUGCAUAUCAGGAAAGAAGCAAACAUAGUGGCAGCUCUCGACAGAAACUCCAAGGAAAGAAUAUUUGGUGCAAAUGAUGCAAUGUUUAGGAAUUCUAAUUCUGCCGCUACUUUUGAUUUGAACCUCGAGACUAUACCUAGUGAGAGAGAAGUUUCGUUGCCAACCCGAGCUCCAAUAUUUGAUCUGAAUGAAAUCUCGACAGGGGAAGAGGAUUUCCAGGGUAGUGAAGCAAACAAGUUUGAUGACACCAGGAAAAGUUUAAUGAGAGGCAUGAACGAAGAGCAGCAAAAUGAUCUGAAACUGUCCAUUUGUCGAAACGCUGGGGAGGGCUCAUCUCGUGCUGGGAAGCGAAAAAUAUCAUGGCAGGAUCCUGUUGCACUGAGAGUUUGAACGGAGGAGUCUGAUAAGGCAAGAUACAGAUGGAUGUGUAAUCAUGCACGUGCCUGACUGGUCUCGAACUGCUUUGAAGUUCUACUGUAGGGUUAUGCAUCUCCUCAAUGUAGCUAGUUUUAUUUGUUAACACUAUACAGAAUGGUAUGAUGGAAGCAACUCACUUCAAUUAGUAUAGAAUCUACCAUGUUGCAUAGGAUUUUGAUGAAAUAGACUCAGCUCUUUUCCCUCUCAUUUUGAUGUAAUUUUAAGUUUUGUUUAUAAAAUGUUAUCCCAAUAUGCAUUCUCCU